Rhododendron vialii is the source of this 1274-nucleotide messenger RNA. RefSeq lists its product as uncharacterized. The transcript is spliced from 5 exons. Bases 212 to 1015 code for a protein of 267 amino acids. The record is from RefSeq and is a predicted model, not a curated record. Gene Ontology annotation, molecular function: cadherin binding. Lineage: Eukaryota; Viridiplantae; Streptophyta; Magnoliopsida; Ericales; Ericaceae. Gene Ontology annotation, cellular component: nucleoplasm; mitochondrion.
UUACCGAUCGAACCGAACCCGUGCGAGCCGCCCGUGUUCAAUUGGCACCGGAUUUUACAGCGCGACCUCCCAUUCUGGCUCUCUCUCUCUCAGACUCUCACACCAAGUUUAGGGCAUACGCAGCAGCACACUGCCAACCAUUUCUUCUUCUUCUUCCAAUGCUUGGAUCUCUCAGGGGUAACUGAGAGAGGAAGGCAAUAAACAAAUAAUAAUGCCUCGGAGUAUAUCACGGUCGCCGUCGUACAGGCGGAGAUACUCUCCAUCACCUGUGAGUCACAGGCACAGCAGGCGUACUAGUCGAAGGGACCGAAGCCGCUCUCUCACCAGGCGAAGAAGCCGUUCUGGUUCACCACGUCGGCGUAGAAGUCGUUCACCAGCUUCGAGACGCCGUAGAAGUCGGUCUCCAACACCCAAGAGAUACAAAAGACAAAGAAGUAGGAGUACCUCGUUGUCUCCUCUACCCAAGUCUCGAAGUCCAAGUGUUGUAUCAAAUGGGAAGAAAAAUGCAGUUGAAAAGUUGAGAAAGGAAGAAGAAGAAAAGAAAAGGCGUCAACAAGAGGAAGAGCUGAGACUACUAGAAGAGGAAACUGCAAGAAGACUGGAAGAAGCAAUUCGGAAAAAGGUUGAGGAAAGGCUGAACUCUGAGGAAGUUAAGUUGGAAAUAGAGAAGCGAAUUGAAGAAAGUCGGAAGAAAGUGUUUGAUGAUGUUGAUGCUCAACUUAAAAAAGAAAAAGAAGCCGCUCUUAUAGAGGCAAGGCAGAAAGAGGAACAAGCUCGAAAAGAGAGAGAAGAGCUGGAUAAAAUGCUGGAGGAGAACCGGAGGAGGGUAGAGGAGGCUCAGAGAAGGGAAGCUCUGGAACAACUGAGGAAAGAAGAGGAAAGAUACAGGGAGCUGGAGAUGAUACAGAGGCAAAAAGAAGAGGCUGCACGAAGAAAGAAACUUGAAGAGGAGGAAGAACGCAUGAAAUUGGUUAAGAAUAAAUCUGGGCCUAAGCAGUCUUUUGGGAUGGGUUAGCGAUGAUAUCUGGAGAUCGAUCAAUCAUUCCCCCCCCCCCUCCCCCCCCCCCCGGCUGGAGGAUAGAAAAUCCUCCUUCUGUAAGUUUGUAAGUUGUAUUGGAAAUUGGUUCCUGAUUGUUCACACUUCACAGCUCUCGCAAACAAGAGGUUGGGCAUGACUUUCGGUAUUACGAACUUCAUUUAGGAGAAGUAGAGAAUUACGAAAUGGGAACCAAUUAGAAGCACAUGGUUAUGUAUGUAAUACACUAUUUUGACAA